AUGUCAACGAAAGCAAAAAUGACUUUGGGGAUCACUACCCUUUGCACUAUUGCCACUGUUUGGGGCGUGCAUUAUCAGCAAAUGUCCGAAAAGGAGACUAUGCGUAUGGGUAUUGUCAAGGACGAAGAGCGUAUGGCAAAGAAGAGGCGUCAAGACGAUAAUGUGACCGAGCUUGCGGCUCAACAAGAGCUGGAGCGACAAAUGUUGGCAGAGCAGACUCUCCGGAAAGAAGAGAUUUAG
This is a messenger RNA of Lobosporangium transversale, 240 nucleotides long. RefSeq lists its product as hypothetical. The record is from RefSeq and is a predicted model, not a curated record. NCBI's taxonomy places the organism in Eukaryota, Fungi, Mortierellomycota, Mortierellomycetes, Mortierellales, Mortierellaceae. Gene Ontology annotation, biological process: mitochondrial respiratory chain complex IV assembly. The transcript has 2 exons. Gene Ontology annotation, cellular component: mitochondrion. Bases 1 to 240 code for a protein of 79 amino acids.